AUGUUAGAUGCUGGCGAAGAACGAAGAGCCCUUGAGCGACCAUUGUACGCAGCCAUAAGUCACAGUAGCAACGCUCCACAACGACGGACAACUCGCACACCUUUAUCGGAUCAAAUACGGCAACUGAAAACGCAGCUUAGUGGAGAUCUUGGUAUUGGCACACGGGAGGUACUUGGCAGGACUACAUGUGAUUCAGCACUCAAUGAUAUCUGUCUGCGGCACGUGUCUUGUCGGCAGUUAUGGCGUCUGUUCCGCUCCAGCUGUGGAGUAGACGAAGACAACCGCUGCACCAUGACGGAUCGCGAAACAUGUUGGCAGUCUUUCGAAGGACUUUCAUGGACUGGCUUGGGAAAAUGUCAUUGUGAAUCGUCAAAUUCUGAUUGCCACUGGAUCCGUCUGCACACGAACUACAACAAGUGCAUUCGUGAGUUCUCAGUUCUCAAUGCCGAAUUCCCUAUACACUAA
This is a messenger RNA of Angiostrongylus costaricensis, 465 nucleotides long. Lineage: Eukaryota; Metazoa; Nematoda; Chromadorea; Rhabditida; Metastrongylidae. The record is from the annotation of a GenBank genome assembly.